Rhinichthys klamathensis goyatoka is the source of this 1444-nucleotide messenger RNA. It is a transcript of the gene tspan11, whose product is annotated as tetraspanin 11. Gene Ontology annotation, cellular component: membrane. The record is from RefSeq and is a predicted model, not a curated record. The coding region runs from base 142 to 927 and encodes 261 amino acids. The transcript is spliced from 9 exons. Lineage: Eukaryota; Metazoa; Chordata; Actinopteri; Cypriniformes; Leuciscidae.
UGAAAUGAAGGGGCGGGCUGUAGUAGCAUUUCCUGCUCACAUCCUGCGCUGACCCUCCGGCUCCGACUGGACACACGCCUACGGAGUCCGGAGCAACAAGCCUCGCUUGGGAAAACAACCGCAAUCUGCUGUUACGAAAAGAUGGGCAGCAUGUAUAAGGAUGAGCAGGACGACUGGGUCACAGUGUGUCUCAAAUACCUCCUCUUUGUUUUCAACUUCCUGUUCUGGAUGGGCGGCGGGGUGGUGAUGGGUGUUGGGAUCUGGACGCUGGUGGAUAAAGGAGAGUACCUGAGCCUGCUGGCCUCCAGUACAUUCGCCGUGUCCGCCUACAUCCUGAUCCUGGCCGGGGGGCUGGUGAUGGUCACCGGGUUCUUGGGUUGCUGUGCCGUCAUACGUGAGCAGAGGAGCUGUCUCUCCACGUACUUCUCCUGUCUGCUUCUGAUCUUCAUCAUUGAGCUGGUGGCUGGUGUUCUGGCUUAUGUUUAUUACCAGGCGCUGAGUGAAGAGCUGAAGGAGCACUUGAGCAAGACGAUGACAGAGAACUAUGCCCAACCUGGAAAAGAGAGCAUCACUCAGUCUGUGGACAGACUACAGCAGGAUUUCAAGUGCUGCGGGAGCAACAACUCUCUUGAUUGGAUGCACAGCGUGUACAUCAUCAAGUCUCCGGAGACGGAGAAAAGGGUGGUCCCUGACAGCUGCUGUAAGACCAUCACGCCUCAGUGUGGAAAGAGAGACCACCCCUCCAACAUCUACAAGGUGGAGGGCGGCUGUAUCACGAAACUGGAGCAGUUCCUGGCGGAUCACUUGCUCAUCAUUGGAGCUGUGGGGAUAGGCGUGGCCUGUCUACAGUUAAUAGGAGCAGUGCUGACUGCCUGCUUUAUAUAUCUGCUUUAUAAAGAAGAGGAAGAGGACUUUUCUGACGUUUGAUUGGCUAGUGGCAAUAUUUGACUCCUGAACCGCUAUGCGAUGAGAAGAUAUGUGGAAUGGUGUUCACCUGUUGCCUGCACAGGCGAAUUAAACUGGACCCGUACUGAUGCUUGGAAACGUAUAUAUGCCUUUCCUGACGCUCCAACACAUACACACACAUGGCCUUACUACUGUGCCCAUUUAAAACUGCAUGACCAAAUGCAUUUACAGCAACGUGAGGGCUUUAUUAUCUUUCAUUUGCCACAUUUUAGACAAAUGUUGCUAUUGUUGUUGCCUCCUUAUGAUCAUAACAGUUUUAAAAGAUUGCACUGUGGUCAUUUAGAUGUCAAGGAGGCAGUUAGAAAUGACAUUUAUUUUUCACUUUUAAUAAAUUAUAAUAUUAUAUAACAAAAUAUUUUUUUAUGAACCACAUAUUUGUUUUGAUUUGCUCAUGUUAAAUGUAUGUAAUGUGCUGCUAGAACUCGAACAGGUGUGGGAACCUGCUUAUGGGCACAAAAAUACACUGGACCAACAUCAA